UUUUAAUUAAAAAAUAUUUUUAACGACUUUUUUAUACAUUAGCAUGUUCUCCAAAACAAUUUUUAUUAGUAUUUUGAAUUAUUUCUUAAGACACUGAUUCUAAACAUGUUUAUCAUUCCUUGAGCCUAAAGAGUCGUUUAAGGCGAGCAACUGCUUGCUUACUUGAGUUUUGAUUUGACACAAAGUAUUUUUUUGAGUGUACAAUGAAUCAUCCAACAACUCAAGAUGAUUAUGUUGUUGAUAUUACUAAAAUGAAGUAUGGGAAAGAAUUAGACGGCUGUCGAUGUUUAAAUUUAUGUGAAGUUCGUUUAGUUUUAACCGACCAACUGCGAGCUAACUAUUCACGUAGUCGUCAAGCUCAAAAUGUUGUGCGUCAAGCGUAUGAUUAUUCAACACAUUUCGCAAAGAUUAAAGUAAGACAAGCUGUCUUGGAUUUAAGAUCCGUAUUAGAUAAACACGGAGACUUGGUGGAGUUUGAGAUUUCAUGUCUUGUCAAUCUUUUCCCGAGAUGUGCUGAUGAAGCUAAGUUUUUAAUUCCAUCUUUAAGGAGACUCAAAGAUUCACGUCUUUCUCAAAUACUUCAUGAACUCGAUAGUUACCGAAUUUUCGCAGCUUAAGAAAAUAUGUUUUUGUGUUAAAAGCAAUUAACACGUCCAUUUAAAUUUUCUGGUCUCAACUUCUUUUUUCAUGAAAAAAAGUCUUAUGUAAUCAUUCAAAAACUUUUGAUUCAUAGAUUUCAAAACUACAAGAUCCCAUUCUUUUUAUUUUAA
Hylaeus volcanicus is the source of this 770-nucleotide messenger RNA. RefSeq names its product DNA-directed RNA polymerase II subunit RPB4-like. Gene Ontology annotation, molecular function: nucleotide binding; translation initiation factor binding. The coding region runs from base 204 to 617 and encodes 137 amino acids. Gene Ontology annotation, biological process: mRNA export from nucleus in response to heat stress; positive regulation of translational initiation; transcription initiation at RNA polymerase II promoter. Gene Ontology annotation, cellular component: P-body; RNA polymerase II, core complex. The record is from RefSeq and is a predicted model, not a curated record. Lineage: Eukaryota; Metazoa; Arthropoda; Insecta; Hymenoptera; Colletidae. The transcript is spliced from 4 exons.